CAGGCAUCAGUUAUUACUUUUACUUAGUUGUUUUAGUUGUGCUUACUGUUUAAACUGCCAUGCCUCCAAAAUUAAAUAAAUCGACAAGUUUUACGCAGUCGCUCAUACGGCCUGUUAUACACGCUGCAUCCUCGCCGUCAGGUGCUUCGGCUCCCUCGGCAGAGACACGCGCGUCACCAGCUUCCACAUUAGAUAUUGAUGCGUUAAAAUCUGAGCUGGUUCGCGCUGUCGUGGCUGAACUACAGGCCGUUUUGAAUGACCAUCAUUCUAAGAUAAAAGCAGAACUGCAGGACAUGAAAGCCGAGCUAACACGAGACUUUGCUUCGCUGAGGUCCGAGUUGGCCGGCGUGAAAAGCACGGUUUCGGACAUCGAACAUUCUCUGUCUGCAUGUACCGAUGAUACGGCAGCGCUACAGAACAAAGUUGAAUUUCUGUCUAAAGAACUCGUUAAACUGGAUGCUAAAUGUGAGGAUUUGGAGGCUAGAUCGCGCCGCCAAAAUGUCCGAAUUGUGGGGAUUCCGGAGGGCGAUUCGUUUUCCCUGACUACCCUCAAUAUAUCAAACCUCCUUAAAGAAGCAUUUUCCAUGGAUAAAUGCCCACUGGUGGAUAGGGUGCACCGAUCGCUCGCGCCCAUGCCGAGGCCCGGUGAGUUUCCACGCUCCAUAAUAGCGAGAUUACAUUAUUAUGAGGACUGUGUAGACAUUCUCAGUAAAGCUAGACGACAACAGCGGAUUACGGUUUCGGGCAUGACGCUUUCUGUUUUCCCUGACUUCACCGCUAAAACGGCGAAAGCACGAGCAGCUUUUAACAAUGUCCGUAAACUGCUCCGCAACAUUGAAGGAGUUAAAUACGGUUUGUUUUACCCGGCUCGGCUUCGGAUAACUCAGGAUGGCAAGCAUCGCGAUUUUACUUCUCCCGAGGAGGCCACACAGUUUGUCACUUCAAUUGCUAAGUAAUCGCAUUAUUUGGAUUCAUAAACUGAUUAUUGCACCUUGCUCUUUGUGGAUUUCUUUCUUUCUUUUUAUUAUUGAGGAAUUGUAUUCGAUCUAGUACUUUUAAUGAUCCUGUGCCUGACUGUUCAUGAGCAAGCUGUGUACGGGAUGAUUUUUUGAUUACACUAUAUUCUUUGGACUGGAUUACUGUAAUUUUUUUUUUAUUAUUAUUAUUAUUUUAUUUUACGCCAAAUUUGCACCUUUUCUAAACGGCUUUGAACCGAGGGAUCGCGGCUGUCAAAGAGGAUGCAGUGGAGAUGCUGGCCAGUUACGGUCUGGCCUAUUCGCUCAUGAAGUUCUUCACCGGGCCUUUGAGUGACUUCAAGAAUGUGGGCCUGGUGUUUGUCAACAGCAGGCGUGACCGGAACAAGGCAGUCCUGUGUAUGGUUGCUGCAGGAACUAUUGCUCUCAUCUUCCACACGUUGAUCGCCUAUACAGACCUGGGGUACUACAUCAUAAACAAACUGCAUCAUGUAGACGACUCGGUGGGCAAUAAGACCAGGAAGGCUUUUUUCUACUUGGCUGCGUUUCCUUUGCUGGAUGCCCUGGCCUGGACCCAUGCUGGAAUCCUCCUAAAGCACAAGUACAGUCUCCUGGUUGGCUGUGCCUCUUUCUCGGAUGUUGUAGCUCAGAUCCUUUUUGUUUCUAUUCUGCUGAACAGUCAUUUGGAGUGUGUGGAGCCCUUGUUGAUUCCCAUUCUGUCUCUGUAUAUGGGAGCUCUGGUGCGCUUUACCAUUGUUGGUCUGGCCUACUACAGAAACAUUCAUGACAACAUCCCAGUCUCCAGUGGCCCUGAAGUGGGGGGUGACGCCACUAUUAAAAAGAUGCUGACUUUUUGGUGGCCCUUGGCGCUUAUCCUGGCCACGCAGCGCAUCAGCAGACCCAUCGUAAACCUGUUUGUGUCCCGCGAUCUGAAAGGGACUUCCGCAUCCAUCGAGGCAGUUGCAGUUCUGACAGCCACAUAUCCUGUAGGUCACAUGCCGUACGGUUGGCUUACCGAGCUCCGUGCCAUUUAUCCUGCAUUCGACAAGAACAACCCAAGCAAUAAGAUUGCAAAUAGCGGAACGACGGUCACCAAGUCGCACAUCAAGCGCUUCACGUUUGUCUGUCUAGCACUGUCGUUCACGCUCUGUUUCGGAGUCUUCUGGACGCCGCACAUCUCGGAGAGAAUCCUGGUGGACAUCAUAGGCGUAGAUCAAGCCUUCGCAGAGCUCUGCGUUGCCCCGUUACGAAUCUUCUCUUUCUUCCCUAUGCCAGUGACUGUACGUGCUCACCUAACCGGCUGGCUUAUGACCCUAAAGAAGACCUCUGUCCUGGCACCCAGCUCUGCACUGAGGAUCAUCGUACUUAUUACCAGCCUUAUUGUGCUGCCCUACAUGGGGGUUCACGGCGCUACUCUGGGGGUCGGAUCGCUCCUGGCUGGCUUCAUCGGAGAGUCUACGAUGGUGGCAAUUGCGGCCCUGUAUGUCUACCGAAGACAGAAGAAAAAAGACUGCAACGGAGAAGCAGCCGUGGAGGACGAUGACUCUGCCCCCAUGAACGAGGUGCGAUCCAGGAGCCGGAUGGACGACAUUGUUGAACUGAGAGAGGAGGACGAGGAGGAGGAGGAAUGAACGCGGGAAUGAACGCGUUCGAUCCGCACGGGAUUUCCUAAGGCGUGUGCAACCAGAUCAUAAAAAUGACUGAAUACUGACUCCUAUCUGUUCCUCCUGAUUUGUUUGCACAUGCUUUUGUGUUCUGCGCUCAUCUGUAGAACCAGGGAUCUCUUGCUGUUCAGGGCAGUGUUUUUAGAUGCCUGCUGCCCCCUGCUGCCCCAUACUGCCUCUUACUGCCCCCUGCUGUUCUUGCUUAUUUGCAGUGUGCACUGGAUGGAUGGAUGAUCAGAAUCCAGUGUCUAUGUGUCAUAUAACCUUACUCUAGGGUGACCAUACGUCCUCUUUUUUUGAACCCCGUCCGGCCAGGAUUUCUAAAUCACCAAAAAUGUCCGGGAGCUUUUGUAGUGCACACGCAAUUCUUUGUGUGUUUUUGCACUGAUUUCACAUUUCUGUUUAGGUCCUGCCUUUUCGCACUUCUCUUAAACAUGCCCAAGCGGGCGCUCAGAUGCCACAGCUGUAAAACACGCUAGCACACCAGAGCUGACAUUUCAAACUUGUCGGUUUGAAUCUCAGCUCUGCCAUCCGGCUGGGCUGGGCACCUACAUGAACAACAAUUGGCUGUUUUUCAUACAGGGUGGGAGCUGAUAGGGAAGUCCUCAAACCUAAUGCAAUUACGACCUCUGCUGGCUGAUUGAUGCCGCCUGCAGAGAGUCGAGGAAUAAUGCAUUGAUCAGGGUGUGGCUCUCCGUACACAAAGCUGAUGCGAAUAUGAACUCGCCUCGUGCAGGUGAAAAGAUGCAGUCGGUACUGCACACUUGUCGGAGGGGGCGUGUAUCAGUUCGCUCUCCUCAAUCAGGGCGGGGAUCAGCAUCUGUAGUCAGGUAUUUGGAUAUGACUCGAUUGGGAGGAAAAUUGGGAAAAAAUGCAAAAACCAAACCGAACCAAACUUUCAACCCAGUGCAGCUGUCCGUUUGGCUCAUGCUGCCAUCCUGCCGAGUGUCGUCUUUUUAAAAAAAAACAAAAUAUGGUCACCCUACCGUCUUCCAGCUGCCAUCGGAAGUCUGGGUGCAGGACGGUGAAGAUGUUCAUUUCUACCAAAGCAACAUGGCGUGCUGAUUGCUUUUCUUUAUUCUCUGAGCUCUGCUGUGCUGCUGUCCUGCAUCUUUCAAUGAACCUUUAAAAGAAAAGCAAGUACAAGUACUAACAGUGACUUUGCUUGGAAUGUAAAUAUCCGUCAUUGUCAUCGUCGGUGUUUAUUUUAUUUUGGGAAAGGGAAAAUGAUUUGACUUUUCAGAAGCGUCGACCUCUUGAACUUGAAUGAACUUGAAUGUUGCUGCACAGCUGGACGAACCAGUGAAGUGUUUUAUCUUAAUAAUCUUAAAAUGUUCGAACACUUAAUAUAAACAUACAUAUAACUAGAAAUAUAUAUAUAUAUAUAUAUAUAUAUGUAGAGACAGAGAGAGAAUUUUAUCAGAUUUUACUGUAUAUAGGAUGGACAACAGAUUGUUUUCAGAGUGGCAAACGUUUGGACGUUGUGGACCAUAUCAGAGGCACUAUUUUUGUAAGGUGUAAAACUCUGGUAGCUUUUCAUAUGUGAGAUAUGAAGUCUGUAUGUCCUGGGGAUGAUAAGGGAGGGAACAUAUCAACAGGCAUUUUCACCAUGAUGUCUGUUGCUGUAUUUUAAAAACCAGAACACGUUUCAUUUUUUUCUAUCUCAGGAUGUACAGUACAUGCUAACAUUAAGCACCGUGGAGUCCAGUUGCCUGUCCUUCUUCUAUCCUGUACUAUUGAACUUCUGCAGAAAUGGUGUUUGUUUGAAUCAGGCCGUGGUGACGAGCGAGAGUCUGGCUGAGCUUCUUUUUUUCAGUCUUUUCAAUGUUUCCUGCUGAUACUGAAGCAGAGGAAAUGCACAGAAAUUCAGACCUUUACUUUAAAACAAGAACAGUUUGUUGCGUAAUGAUUAAAAGUGACAAUGUGAUCUAA
This is a messenger RNA of Trichomycterus rosablanca, 4570 nucleotides long. It is a transcript of the gene ankhb, whose product is annotated as ANKH inorganic pyrophosphate transport regulator b. NCBI's taxonomy places the organism in Eukaryota, Metazoa, Chordata, Actinopteri, Siluriformes, Trichomycteridae. The transcript has 12 exons. Gene Ontology annotation, biological process: phosphate ion transmembrane transport. The record is from RefSeq and is a predicted model, not a curated record. Gene Ontology annotation, cellular component: plasma membrane. The coding region runs from base 1250 to 2605 and encodes 451 amino acids. Gene Ontology annotation, molecular function: phosphate transmembrane transporter activity.